Ustilago hordei is the source of this 777-nucleotide messenger RNA. RefSeq lists its product as uncharacterized. The transcript has a single exon. The coding region runs from base 1 to 777 and encodes 258 amino acids. The record is from RefSeq and is a predicted model, not a curated record. NCBI's taxonomy places the organism in Eukaryota, Fungi, Basidiomycota, Ustilaginomycetes, Ustilaginales, Ustilaginaceae.
AUGAGCCCUCCCGACAACACAGGGGUCCGUAUCAAGGUCGACCUUGCAGCUGGCGGUAGCAUCGAGGUCUCUGGAGCACUCAAUACCGAAGCCUUGACGUCUGUGGUUCAGCUAGCGCUGCACACGCCCGAGCAGACCUUCUCUCGCCCAGCUGUCCCACAAAAGCUUGCCGAUCAGACACCUAGUGGCCAAGGCAAUCAGGAACAAUAUCGGAUUGCUGAGCUCAGUUCCAGCCAAGGCUUCUCCAUGCUUCCAGGCUCACCGUCACGCUCACUCUCAGCUCGUUCCCGGCGCUCACAGAAUCAUCAGAUGUCCAGAGAAGUAGGAGGGACAUCAAUCAAUGCACAGACUGGUAUACAGAGCAGCAACGAUCGAAGCAAUGCUCAGCCUCCUUGGCUCGGUAUCAGACGGAGCCUCUACAUCCCAGUCCGGGUCUCUCCAAACAGGGUCUCUCCAAACAGGUAUGCUCGGCGCGUAAUCACUCAGCGCCACUACCUCCCUUGCGCCAAUUGUGAGGAAGAUCUCAGAGAGUGCGUGCCUCGGACAGAAGUAGCGCAAGCAUGGAGAUGCCGCAACUGCAAAUGGAAAAAGGAAACCUGCGACUCUGGAGAAGCCUGGCUUCAGACUGCAGACGUCAAGGAUUACGAGACCUGCCUUCUCCUUGGUAUGUCGGCAGAGGACGCUGACUUCCAGGUGUAUGGCUCUAGGCCUGGUCUUCUCGGUGGCCCUCUGGACAAGACUAAGGAGUACAGCCGACCUUUGCCUGGCACUUCGUAG